CUGCUCUGCUCGAACACUCGUUCAAGAUGUAAAAAGCUCUCAUCUUGCCUCGCCUUCUCCUCUUUUUUUCCUCCAUCCUCCAAUCUCUUCCUUCUAAUUCCGGAACACCACCACCUCACUCACUUCGUCCACCUUACGGGGACCUUGUCUCAGCUCUACGAGUUGUCGGAGGAGCCGAAACGAAAGGAGUUUUUGGACGAUCUCUUCACUUUCAUGCAGAAGCGAGUCAACUGGAAAACGAUGUCUGAUCGACUUGAUGAGGCAUUUGGCCCAUGCUUCGAGGGUAAUCAGCCAAGCCCGGAUCAGGCUCCGACAAUCGGAGGGAUCACCAACCGUUUGCCCAACUUGGCAGCUUUUUUGCCCUCCACUCCGAGGUUUUACGGCUCUUCAUACCGACCUGAGGUGGUCUCGACCGGCCCCUUCACGUUUGUAGACCACUCUGGCAAGCAUCAUCGCUCGCUGGUACUGCUUUUUUUGUGGCUCUCCGGCCAAUCCUCAACCCCAUUGCACACUCCCCCUCUGGCCGGCUGA
Messenger RNA from Protopolystoma xenopodis, 531 nucleotides. Lineage: Eukaryota; Metazoa; Platyhelminthes; Monogenea; Polystomatidea; Polystomatidae. The record is from the annotation of a GenBank genome assembly.